Messenger RNA from Mesorhabditis spiculigera, 213 nucleotides. NCBI's taxonomy places the organism in Eukaryota, Metazoa, Nematoda, Chromadorea, Rhabditida, Rhabditidae. The record is from the annotation of a GenBank genome assembly.
AUGGAUCCCGGCCAUGUUCAAGCGAUCAGGGAGAUGUACAACGUGACGAUUCCCGUUUCCUCUGAUUAUGCGGCCAUUUUCGCGAUAGUUGCAGGCUUGGUGAUCUUCCUCUCGCUGACGGUCACCUACGUCGCUGUCGGCAUUUGGAAUAUGAACCCGGGGCGAGACUCGCUGAUCUACCGCCUGACGACGCCACGCACCAAGAAAGACCAU